UCGCUUCUUCAUGCAGUGCGACAUUUCAGUCUGUCAAAAGCUUUAAGAAUUUUUAUUUUCACCAUGUGCACCCGAGAUCCAAAAAGGGGUAGUUAAUAAUAACAUGGUUUUGCCAUUAUUUUUCGAAACAACCUCCUGGCAAAACUGACACACUUUGUGAAGCCCAGAAACGCUCUCCACGACCCCUGGGACCUUGCCUGUUAGGGCCCACCUGGCAGGCGACGUGUUACAAAUCAUAUGAUCACUUCAGGUCACGUGAGAUGUUCCGAAAUUUCGUAUUGGGUUAAAUCCAGAUUGAAGGCUGUUUUUACGGAUUGCUUAAAGAACAGUGUGAUAGUUUAAAGUGGUCGGGAGUGACUCCCAAGGGUCAGUGAGAAGUCUCUCCAGGCGUCUGUCUAUAAAGUGGCUAAAGCCUUCUUGUGUAGCAAGAUGAUGAGUGUGUAUUGAGUUCAUCACUGCUGUCCCACGCUGAGCUGACUGUGUGCUGAAUCCUCAUUUUCAUACCCUGGGGAGCAGACAGGUCCCCAUUGAAGUCCGGAAACUCAGCCCUGCUCCUAAUUCUCCAUACAACAGGGCUUGUAAGAUACCCAUUUAUAAAACUCAGGUUUCCUGGAUAUAACCCUCCCAUCCUCACUCUGCAAGGUGUGGCCCUUGCUCCCUUCAAACUUUGUCAGUUGUGAUACCUAUAUAAGCACUCUUCUCACCCCUGACUAUAAAAAACAACCUGGAUCUCCCCUUCACUUUCCCCUCCCUGUCUGCCCCCACCCUCCACCCUCUCCUCUCCAAGUGACAAUUUCCACAAAGUCAUUUGAAUGGGGGUCACACAACUUGGGUGCCCUGCUCCUCCUGGCCUCUGAUCAUAUGUUCCUACACAUUUUGACAUGCCUUUUUUAAAGACUCUCUCUGAUUGGAUGUGAAUAGAAAACCCUCUUUUUGGUGUCAGAUCAUACACUUUUAAUGACUGACCCAUCCCAUAAGACUGUAUAAGAAGACCUGUAAUAGGUCCCACAAGGCGUACCCUGCAGGAGCUCUGAUCAGUACCUGCCCUUGCUCUUCUUACAGUUUCCCUAAAAACUUGUCACCGUCACCUAAACCCAGCCCUUCCUUCAGUCCGGUUGGCCGUUGCCAUGGCAGCCUCGGCACGGGAGCACCUGCUGUUCGUGCGGCGGCGCAGCCCCCAGAUGCGUUACACUCUGAGCCCCGAGAAUCUGCAGAGCUUGGCCGAGCAGAGCUCUGGGCCGCCCGAGCCAAUGGGUCUCCAGCGUGCCAACAGUGACACCAACUUGGUGACCUCGGACAGCCGCUCGUCGCUCACUGCUAGCACGUACGAGUUCACGCUGGGGCUUGCGCAGAACCUCAUCAUCUCCUGGGACAUCAAAGAGGAGGUGGAUGCCACUGACUGGAUUGGGCUGUACCAUAUUGAUGAGACAUGUCCAGCCAACGUGUGGGACUCGAAGAACCGUGGGGUGAACGGCACGCAGAAAGGGCAAAUCGUUUGGCGCUUGGAGCCAGGGCCCUAUUUCAUGGAACCGGAGACUAAGAUCUGCUUCAAGUAUUACCAUGGAGUGAGUGGAGCACUACGGGCCACAACGCCUUGCAUCACUGUCAAAAACCCCGGCAUUCUGGUGGGAGCUGAAGGCCUGGCGGAGGGCGAGUCGGUAGCUGAGCACUGUCGAAAACUGGUCAGCUUUACUCUGUCAGAUAUCCGUGCUCUGGGCCUGAAGAAGGGCAUGUUUUUUAACCCUGAUCCCUAUCUAAAGAUGUCUAUCCAACCUGGGAAGAAGAGUACUUUCCCAACCUUUGCCCACCAUGGUCAAGAGAGAAGGUCUACCAUCAUUGCCAAUACCACAAAUCCCACCUGGCAUGGAGAGAGGUACACCUUUGUGGCCCUGGUGACUGAUGUGCUAGAGAUUGAGGUGAAGGACAAGUUCGCUAAGAGCCGGCCUAUCAUCAAGCGCUUCCUGGGCAAACUGAUCAUCCCCGUGCAGAGACUGCUGGAGCGCUAUGCUGUGGGGGACCAGACCCUGAGCUACACACUCUGCCGCCGAUUGCCCACAGACCACGUCAGUGGUCAGCUGCAGUUCCGAGUCGAGAUCACGUCCACAGGACAUGAAGACGCCUCGCCAGACACAAUGGGCUCUCUUCUGGGGGCUACUGCAGUGAAUGGGGACCCAGGGAGCCCCUCUGAUGAUGAGGACCUGCCAGGUGGCCCUCACCCCCACUCCCAGCCUGUUCCAGGGACCACUAGGGAGCCCUCUCCCACCGGCUCGGAAGGCUCCGUGCCUGGCGAGGUCCUGCGCAAUGGGGAGGGGCAGGAGGAGGACGAGACAACCAGGGAGGGCGUGGAGGGGGGCGCCGAAGGAGGAUUUCAGCUGCGCUGCACCCACGCACUGCGGCAGGAGUCCCUCAACGACUACCUAGAUGCAAUCGAGGCCCCGAAAGGCCCAGGGGAGCGGCCUUUGGGUGCCGCAUCGCCCAAACUACGCAGCAGCUUCCCGACGGACACGCGGCUCAGCGCCAUGCUGCACAUUGACUCCGACGAGGAUGAGGAGGUGGGCCUGCGACCCGAACCAGGAGGAGAGACGGAGGGGGGUCUGCUGCUGCUGCUCAACGGGGGCCUGGAGGGGAAACCCCCCCGGACGGAAGGGGGCGAAGUGGAGGCGGUUCAACCGAUAGAGGAGAUAGAGGGGACAGCUGUGGCCGUUGCCCAGCUGCCUGAAGAAGGGGAGCCCCCCUCCCAUAGCCCCCCAGGGCCUGAUGUCCAAGAGGGGCCAGAGGAGCCAGAGCCAGGGGGGUCCAGCCAGGAGCAAGAGAGCGAGGUGACAGAGGGUGGCCCCAGCUCAGGCACGGGCACCACCCGUCAGUCAUCCACAGGCUGUUCCUCCUUUGACAGCAGCCGAUACCCCGCCUCCUCUUCACAGGAGGAGGAAGAGGGAGGGGCACCCUCCAGCGACCCAGGAGGAGGGGGGUCUUCGGAAGCUACACCCACCACCAGCGAUGUUGCUGAUGAAGGAGGAGGAUCCGGUCAACCUGCUGUAGGAGGGGAGGAUCCUCAGGGAGCGACAGCCGCCAAUGGGGAUGAAGAAGAGGAAGAGAUCUGGAGGAGGAGGCAGAGUCUGCAAGCUGCUGGAGGUGAAUCGCAGGAAGAGGACGUGAGGUCAGCUGGGGCCAGUGGCCCAGUGGACUCAGGUCAGAGUGCCACAGAGACUGACGGAGAUGCAGCCUCCCAGGUCAAUGGGCACCAGCCAAUGCGUUCGCUGCCCUCAGUGCGUCAAGAAAUCAGCCGCUACCAGCGAGUGGAUGAGCCACUGCCACCCAACUGGGAGGCCCGUAUUGACAGCCACGGUCGGGUCUUCUAUGUGGACCAUGUGAACCGGACAACCACCUGGCAGCGGCCUACCGCCCCCCCUGCUCCCCAGGUCCUGCAGAGAUCCAACUCCAUCCAGCAGAUGGAACAGCUGAACCGCAGGUAUCAGAGUAUCCGGCGGACAAUGACAAACGAGCGGCCCGAGGACCAGGCAUCUGAGAUCCCCCCUGAAGACGGCGACCUGCUGCACCACACUAUCCCGGAAUACCGGCGGGAUGGCAUGCUGCCCCCCUCCAGCACCCGCUCACGCCUCAGCCUCCUGCUCCAGUCGCCCAGCGCCAAGUUCCUGACCAGCCCCGACUUCUUCACCGUGCUGCAUUCCAACCCUAGUGCCUAUCGCAUGUUCACGAGUAACUCCUGUCUGAAACACAUGAUCAGCAAAGUGCGGCGCGACGCCCACCACUUCGAGCGCUACCAGCACAACCGGGACCUGGUCGCCUUCCUCAACAUGUUCGCCAACAAGCAGCUCGAGCUCCCGCGCGGCUGGGAGAUGAAACAUGACCACACAGGCAAGCCAUUCUUCGUGGAUCACAACUGCCGCAGCACGACCUUCAUCGACCCCCGCCUUCCGCUGCAGAGCGCGCGGCCCAGCAGCCUCCUGGCGCACCGCCAGCACCUGACCCGCCAGCGCAGCCACAGCGCCGGGGAGGUGAGCACCCGGCGCCUGGUGGGUGAUGAUUCCCGGCACUCUGGCCCACCCGUUCUCCCUCGUCCCUCCAGCACCUUCAACACAGUUAGUCGCAGCCAGUACCAGGACAUGGUGCCUGUCGCUUAUAAUGACAAGAUUGUGGCAUUUUUGCGGCAACCCAACAUCUUCGAAAUCCUGCAGGAAAGGCAGCCAGAGCUCAUCAGGAACCACUCGCUCAGGGAGAAGGUGCAGUUUAUCCGCAGUGAGGGUGCCCCUGGCCUUGCCCGGCUUUCCAGUGAUGCUGACCUUGUCAUGUUGCUAAGCUUGUUUGAAGAGGAAGUGAUGUCAUACGUACCACCCCAUGCCUUACUGCACGCCAGCUAUUGUCAGUCCCCACGGGGCUCGCCCGUCUCUUCCCCCCAGAACUCUCCAGGUACUCAGCGAGCAAAUGCCCGAGCCCCUGCUCCUUACAAGCGGGACUUUGAGGCCAAACUGCGCAACUUCUACCGCAAGCUGGAGACCAAGGGCUAUGGGCAGGGCCCAGGGAAACUGAAGCUGAUUAUCCGCAGGGAUCAUCUCCUAGAAGACGCCUUUAACCAGAUCAUGGGCUACUCCCGCAAGGACCUGCAGAGGAACAAACUCUAUGUAACCUUUGUAGGAGAGGAGGGGCUGGAUUACAGUGGCCCAUCGCGAGAGUUCUUUUUCCUUGUGUCCCGGGAGCUAUUCAACCCCUACUACGGCCUGUUUGAAUACUCUGCCAAUGACACCUACACAGUGCAGAUCAGCCCCAUGUCUGCCUUCGUUGACAACCACCACGAGUGGUUCCGGUUCAGUGGGCGUAUUCUGGGCCUGGCCCUGAUUCACCAGUACCUGCUGGAUGCCUUCUUCACCCGACCCUUCUACAAGGGGCUUCUCAGGAUCCCAUGUGACCUCAGUGACCUGGAAUACCUUGAUGAGGAGUUCCACCAGAGCCUGCAGUGGAUGAAGGAUAAUGACAUCAAUGACAUGUUGGAUCUCACCUUCACCGUCAACGAGGAGGUCUUUGGGCAGAUCACAGAGCGAGAGCUGAAGCCGGGCGGCGCCAAUAUCCCUGUAUCGGAGAAGAACAAGAAGGAGUACAUUGAGCGCAUGGUGAAGUGGCGUAUCGAGAGGGGCGUGGUACAGCAGACUGAGAGCCUGGUCCGUGGCUUCUAUGAGGUGGUUGACGCCCGGCUGGUCUCUGUAUUCGACGCUCGGGAGCUGGAGUUGGUGAUCGCUGGCACUGCAGAGAUCGACCUGAGCGACUGGAGAAACAACACUGAGUACAGAGGAGGAUACCAUGACAACCACAUAGUGAUCAGGUGGUUCUGGGCAGCAGUGGAAAGAUUCAACAAUGAGCAGCGACUCCGACUGUUACAGUUUGUGACUGGCACCUCCAGCAUCCCGUACGAAGGCUUCGCAUCGCUCCGGGGCAGUAACGGUCCCCGCAGGUUCUGCGUGGAGAAGUGGGGCAAGAUCACGUCUCUGCCCAGAGCUCAUACCUGCUUUAACCGUCUGGAUCUGCCGCCCUACCCUUCAUUUUCUAUGCUGUAUGAGAAGAUGCUGACUGCUGUGGAGGAGACCAGCACCUUCGGUUUGGAGUGAUCCCUGCUGUUGGCUCACCUCUGACACCUGACCUCUGGACAACAGCCCUGAUUCCCCUGGCUACUGGUUACCUCCUUAUGCUUGAGAGCUUGGGACAUGACACAGUAGAAACACACUGGCAGAGACACACACCUGGUUCCAUAAACUGGUAUCAUAAACAUGUACUGUUAUGCACUACGCAGGUAUACAGACAUGAACACAUUCACAUGCCUAGACAUAGCCAAAUGUAAACCUCACAUACACAGAGAGAUUCCCACUCACAAAUUCACAGGUGUGUUCAUUUCCAAGGGGCUCAUUGUCAGUGUGUCUGUGGACUGGGGGAAAUCCGGGGCGUCUCCUGUUGAAAUUUUUCAGGACACAAGCCAUGUGGGACUCCUUCACGGAGACAGAGAACAUCUCGCUGGAGUUGAUAUUGAGGAAAAAGGGAAGGAAUUUGCACCCAACCGUCUGCCACCAUCAAUACUCCCACCCCAAACCCUACCUCCCGUUCUCCAAUCGCACUCAAUUCCGCCCUCCACCGACCUCAACUUCCGAUGGGAGUCAAGGACUAAUCUCUCCCGCCAAUCACAGGAAGUCAAGCAAAAAAAAACACAUUUCUGAUAGUAUAACAAUACAAGAGACUCAUGUUUUAAUAUUUAAAAUAUGAAUUCCAAAGGACGUAACUGCAGAGUUUUCUGAAUCAGUGAAGUGAUAAUAAGCUCUAAGUUCUGGAUGUUAGACAAACCCUCUUUUGCAAUUGUAGUACAAGAAUCGACAUGCCCCUGACAUUCUGCCUGAGCAGAGACUGUCCUGCAGCACACAGGGAUUGUGUAAUGUGGUGGGUGUCAGUUUCUCUGUGGUAAAAGUCACUAAGUAACUUAGUGACAAAAGCAAAUCAAGGAAAAUGAGCCUGUGGUGAAAGAGGGGGUGGUCUGACAGCCCGGAGGGGGCAAUUCCUCUAGUCAGUUACAAAUACUGACAAACACACGCCAUACACACACAGACAAACAUGCACACAGUGGUGUUUGACUGCGCUGCAACCCCUUUCUCUUCAUUGUGUUUCACAAACGUUAACGGUUCCUCCCACAAACCCCGAGGUAAAAUCUGCUGGUCUUCAUUUUAAAACACCUGUACAUUGACAGGAAUGAUCUAUCACUAAAAGCACUUUUUUUCUGUACAGUAACUGAAGCACAGGGCAGUUCUUAUCAAAAGGUCGACAGUUCACUCUACUGCUGUAGUGCGGGUAGGAAUCUGUGCUCAACUGGGUAAUACACUCUCUCCUGGCAAGGCCUGACUCUGCACCAUUACUGCCCACAUGUGGUAAACUGUUCAUUCUAAGGCCAUCUGUUUGUAAAAGAUACUCAAGUCAGUUACAGACACCACUGUGAAUACACCCUACAUGUAGUUAAACAAGUCUGCAGGUUUCGCAUGAUAUGACAAUGCUUUUUUAAAAAGGAAUUAUUUUUGUUUUAUUAUUAUUAUUGUUUUUGAAGCAAAUUAAGAAUGAAGUAUCCCUUUAUGUUUUUGGCUUAUAAUCUGUUUCACACACAGCCACACACAAAUCAGCAGGCGUACUUGUAUACACAUGCACUCACACAAACACCCCCACACUUGAAGGUAUAAUAACCGAACUUUUAUUGAAUGUGUAUAUUAUGAAACAAUCAUUUAUGAAUGCUGUCUGAAUGAAUGAAUUUUGCGAAAAAAUAAAAAAAAUAAAAAUCAGUCUCACUGCCUGGGAGGUGAUGAGAGACACUA
Molecule: messenger RNA, 7352 nt
Organism: Lepisosteus oculatus (spotted gar)
Lineage: Eukaryota; Metazoa; Chordata; Actinopteri; Semionotiformes; Lepisosteidae
Gene: hecw2a
Product: HECT, C2 and WW domain containing E3 ubiquitin protein ligase 2a
Biological process (GO): regulation of dendrite morphogenesis; protein polyubiquitination
Cellular component (GO): cytoplasm
Molecular function (GO): ubiquitin protein ligase activity; protein binding
Source: RefSeq, a predicted model, not a curated record